AUGUAUCCUUUCAAACAGGGCCAGCCUUCUUGCCUGCUGGUGAAUUUGCCAACUUCUUCUUUAAAUUCUUUUUUCGCCAGAGACGAAAAAGGAGAUCCAAAAGAUGUGCAGCAGUUCAUCAGACAACACUGGGCGCGCGUCCUCAGAGACGAAAAAGGAGAUCCAAAAGAUGUGCAGCAGUUCAUCAGACAACACUGGGCGCGCGUCCUCAGGUGGUCCAUAAAGCAAGACAUGACGGGCCCCACAAAGCUGUCGUGGGACAAACUGCACAAAGAAGCAGAUGACCUCCAAAAAUGGGUUAGGGAUUUGCAGCAGCAGCAUGAGAUCCAGCAGCAGCAGCAGCAACAGCAGCAGCAGCAACAGCAGCAGCAGCAGCAGCAGCAGCAGCAGCAGCAGCAGCAGCAGCAGCAGCAGCAGCAGCAGUUGUUUGAGUUUGUUUUCAGCUGA
Messenger RNA from Eimeria necatrix, 447 nucleotides. RefSeq lists its product as hypothetical. NCBI's taxonomy places the organism in Eukaryota, Apicomplexa, Conoidasida, Eucoccidiorida, Eimeriidae. The record is from RefSeq and is a predicted model, not a curated record. The coding region runs from base 1 to 447 and encodes 148 amino acids. The transcript has 5 exons.